AAACCGAAUCUGACAUCACUACCUAGCAGUUUGUGUAGCUAGCAAAGUGGUUUGUUCUUGGGGUAACAGAGGAGGAAAUUGCUCCCUGUCUGAUAAGACAACAGCAGAGAAAGGACGCAUGCUGUUUCAUAGGAAUACAGCUGAUUUCCAGAUAUGACCAUGUAUUUGUGGCUUAAACUUUUGGCAUUUGGCUUUGCCUUUCUGGAUACAGGCGUGUUUGUUACAGGAGAAGAAAGUCCUGGACUGAACUCAACAGAAAAGCCCAGUGUUCUGGCUCCAAGCGACCCCUUACCUGCCCGCACCACUGCAUUCUCACUUACAAGCAUCUCUGAAAGAGAAUAUAACUCCUCAGAGACCACGCCUACUCUUAGUCCAGACAAUCCUUCAACUGAAGACUUCCUGAACUCUUUGGAUAAUGCUAAUACUCUUAAUGUGACAGGAGUUACACAGCCGCCUCCCUUCCCCACGCACGCAGACUCGCAGGCGCCCUCUGCCGGAUCUGACACGCAGACACCUAGCAGCACUGCUAUCCCUCCCGCACUCACCCCUGCUCCGGGGAAGAAUGACACAUCAGGUUUUCCAGGAGAGACGAUUCCACCCAGCACCUUCCCUGCAGACACAGCUUUCACACCAGUAGCGACCCUCAGCCCCGCACUCAGCAGCUCUGCUGCCCUACCCUCACUCAUCUCCAGCAUCACCACCAAAGAUAACUCCUCAGAUCAGAGUCUUACGUCCACGUCACCCGCAACAAGCAUUAUGACUGCUUCCGAAACAGUUCCUACUACACCUAAGCAAUCAUGUGAUGAGAAAUAUAAAGGUAUCAGUGUGAAAUAUCGUUAUGACUAUGGAAAUAAUUCAUUUAUAGCAAAACUAAAUGUUAGCGAUGAUGUGAAGUGUGAAAAUGCCAUAUGUGAAAUGAAUGAGAUCCAUAACCUACCAGCAUGUGAAAAUAAGAAUGUUACUAUCAGUCAUACUUCUUGUGAUCCUCCAAAUAAAAUUAUAGAAUUGGACGUACCACCAGAUCCUGAAAGUUUCUAUUUGAAAACUUGUACAGAGCCAACAAAAGCAAAUACUUCUAUUUGUUUAAGACUGGAAAAAAAGAAAAACUUUACUUGUGAGGAAAAAAAGAUUACACACGUACUUACUUGUGCUAACUUUUCUUCAUCUAAUAAGACCGAAACUUAUUUGGAACCCCUUUCACCUAAACAAAAUUAUUCCUGUAAUUUAAAAGUAUCGUAUGGGGCCAAUGAGUUUUUGAACAAAAAUGAAACCUUUGAAACAGAUGUUGGAAGUCCAAAAGCACCUCCAAAUAUUACAUGCAAGUCUACAAACUCAACAGAAGCAAUGAUCACCUGGGAAAGCCCUGAAGAUUAUUUUGAUAAUUAUGUUUUUUGUUUGCUGCAUGCUUCAGGAGAAAACUGCACAGUUCUGGGUAAAGAGAAGACCGAACAUAAUUUGCAAAAUUUGAAACCUUAUACACAGUACAGUGUGUCAUUAAAGGCUUCCACCGUGGGAAAAGUACAACGUGAUGGACCUGCUGUGACAUGUGAAUUUCGAACACUUGAAGAUAAGCCAACCAAAGUCAGGCGCUUACUUGCUUCUCGGAUAUCAGAUAAUAGUAUUCUUGUGAAGUGUGAUCCUCCUUCGGACUUUAAAGGCCCCAGUAAUGGAUCCUACCAUAUGGAAGUCAAAACUGGAGAUGCCUUUGUUAAAAAUGAGUCACAAAAAACUUGCCACUUCCCUGUACUAUAUCUUCAAUAUUCAACAAAAUACGAAUUUAAGGUCUAUUACAACAACGGACGCCAUGAUGGAACUCCAGAAUCUGUUUUUCAUUCAACAUCUUAUAAUUCUAAAGCACUGAUUGCAUUUCUGGUAUUUCUGAUCAUUGUGACAUUCUUAGCCCUGCUUUUCGUUCUCUACAAAAUCUAUGACCUGCGCAACAGAAGGUCCAGUGAUAUAGAUGAACAGCAGGAACUUGUUGAAAGGGAUGAUGAAAAGCAACUGAUGAGUGUGGAGCCAAUCCAUGCAGAUAUUUUGUUGGAAACUUAUAAGAGGAAGAUUGCUGAUGAAGGAAGACUGUUUCUGGCUGAAUUUCAGAGCAUUCCACGGGUAUUUAGCAAGUUUUCCAUCAAGGAUGCUCGAAAACCCUUUAACCAGAACAAAAAUCGUUAUGUUGACAUCCUUCCUUAUGAUUACAACCGUGUUGAACUCUCUGAUAUAAAUGGAGAUGCAGGAUCAAAUUAUAUAAAUGCCAGCUAUAUUGACGGUUUCAAAGAACCCAGGAAAUACAUUGCUGCACAAGGUCCCAGGGAUGAAACUGUUGAUGAUUUCUGGAGGAUGAUCUGGGAACAGAAAGCCACAGUCAUUGUCAUGGUCACUCGAUGUGAAGAAGGAAACAGGAACAAGUGUGCCGAAUACUGGCCGUCAAUGGAAGAGGGCACACGGACUUUUGGAGAUGUUGUGGUAAAGAUCACCGAGUACAAAAGGUGUCCAGAUUAUAUCAUUCAGAAGUUGAACAUUACAAACAAAAAAGAAAAAGCAACCGGAAGAGAGGUGACUCACAUUCAGUUCACCAGCUGGCCUGACCACGGGGUUCCUGAGGAUCCUCACCUGCUCCUCAAGCUGAGAAGGAGAGUGAACGCUUUCAGCAACUUCUUCAGUGGCCCCAUUGUGGUGCACUGCAGUGCUGGUGUUGGACGCACAGGCACUUAUAUUGGAAUUGACGCCAUGCUAGAAGGCCUGGAGGCAGAGAACAAAGUGGACGUUUAUGGUUAUGUCGUCAAGCUAAGGCGACAGAGGUGCCUGAUGGUUCAAGUGGAGGCACAGUAUAUCUUGAUCCACCAGGCCUUGGUGGAAUACAACCAAUUUGGGGAAACAGAAGUGAGUUUGUCUGAAUUACAUCCAUAUCUACUUAACAUGAAGAAAAGAGAUCCCCCCAGUGAGCCGUCUCCCCUAGAGGCUGAAUUCCAGAGACUUCCCUCAUAUAGGAGCUGGAGGACACAGCACAUUGGAAAUCAAGAACAAAAUAAAAGUAAAAACAGGAAUUCUAACAUCAUUCCAUAUGACUUUAACAGAGUGCCACUUAAACAUGAACUAGAGAUGAGCAAAGAGAGUGAGCAUGAUUCAGAGGAAUCUUCUGAUGAUGACAGUGACUCAGAGGAAACAAGUAAAUACAUCAAUGCGUCAUUUAUAAUGAGUUACUGGAAACCUGAAGUGAUGAUUGCUGCUCAGGGACCACUAAAAGAGACCAUUGGUGACUUUUGGCAGAUGAUAUUCCAAAGAAAAGUCAAAGUUAUUGUUAUGCUGACAGGGCUGAAGAAUGGAGACCAGGAAGUCUGUGCUCAGUACUGGGGAGAAGGAAAGCAGACAUAUGGAGAUAUACAAGUUGAUAUGAAAGACACCAACCAAUCUUCAGCUUAUACCCUCCGUGUAUUUGAACUGAGACAUUCCAAGAGGAAAGAUUUUCGGACUGUGUACCAGUACCAGUAUAAUAACUGGAAUGUGGAUGAGCUUCCUCCAGAACCCAAAGAAUUAAUCUCUAUGAUUCAGAUUCUCAAAGAAAAACUUCCCAAGAAGAAUUCCACUGAAGGAACUAAGCAUCACAAGAAUGUGCCUCUCCUCAUUCACUGCGGAGAUGGAUCUCAGCAAACAGGACUGUUUUGUGCUUUGUUAAAUCUCUUGGAAAGUGCAGAAACAGAAGAAGUGAUAGAUGUUUUUCAAGUAGUAAAAUCUCUGCGCAGAGCUAGACCAGGAAUGGUUCCCACAUUUGAGCAAUACCAACUCCUAUACGAUAUCAUCGCUAGUGCCUAUCCUGCCCAGAAUGGACAAAUAAAGAAAAGCAACAAUCAAGAAGAUAAAAUUGAAUUUGAUAAUGAAUUGGACAAAGCAAAACAGGAUGCUAAUUGUGUUAGUUCACCUGAUGCCCUUGAUAAGGCCAGUGAAGGAAAUAAAGAAGAUGAAGGUGCUAAAGUCACAAGUAGCCCUGAGGAGCCAGAACAUUCCGCCAAUGGUCCUGCGAGUCCAGGUUUAACUCAAAGUGCAUAGGAAAAGAUGUAUACAGGACUCAUUGUGUUGUGUGAUUUCUAUUUUUCUAGGAGUAGGAUGGCAAAAUAGAUAAACAGUGGAUUAAUGAAGUGCAUUGGACCAAUAUUUGUGAGAAGUUUCUAUUUUGCUACAGUAGAAACAUAUUUAAGAUAGUUUUGCUAAAAUGUUUUGUACAGUCUUUUGCAUAUGUUAAAAUUUUACCCACGAUUAAGCAAAAAAUAACGUCUUUGUAGACUUAGAUUGUGUGUGUGUGUGUGUGUGUGUGUGUGUGAGAGAGAGAGAGAGAGAGAGAGACAGAGACAGAGACAGAGACAGAGAGAAACAGAGAUGGCAACAGGAAAGGGAGAGAGGAUGCUUUUAAGUGAAUUUAAGUGCUUUUGAGAAACCUUGCCUUUUUUUGUAGAAAAAACCCAUUUUAUGUUGAACAUAUUAACUUAGCUUAAAGGACCUAUUUUUUAAAUCAUAAAUUGUGUGUGGGAUCUAAGAAUAAAAUGUACAUUUCUGAAACGACCUCAAGAUGUCCUCCUUGUUCUACUCAUAUAAAUCUUAUAGUUUACUAUUUUACUUCUAGAAAUAGACAUAAAAGUAGUGUGUUUGUGUGUGUGUGUGUGUGUGUGUGUGUGUGUUUGUGUAGUUACUACAAGAAAGUUAACUAUAUUAACAUUUGGAAAUCUUACAUUCCAUAUGUUGGCAUUUAGUCCCUAUCUUUCAAGCUCAUUUAAUCUAAUUUAAAAUUUUCAAGCAAGCCUAUCUUGUUAUACUCACAUGGUGUUUAUAAUUUUGCAGUAAUCUCUGUAUAAUAUGUGAAAUUCAUUGCUUGAUACUUUUGACCAAAAAUUAUGUGUGUUGCAGUUGAAUUUAAAUAAACAUCUUUAAACAAAUGCAAUAGAUAUUAAUAUUCAUAGGAUAAAAAUAGAAUUAUGCAAAUGUAUUUGUGUGAAAUAUUUACAUUUGAAACCUAAUCUAGCUAUUUUUAUGGAAUGCAAUCCCGAUAUGAGAAAUGUAAUAUUGCACAUGCAUAUUUUCCAUGCUAAAGUUUAUCCUUGGCUUUCACCCAAGUACAUUUACUUUGAUUUUACCCAUUCUAUUUUACUUUAUUUUAAUUCCAGUAUAGUUAACAUAUAGUCUUGUAUUAGUUUCAGGUGUACAAUAUAGUGAUUCAACAAUCCCAUACAUCACCCAGUGCUCAUCACAACAGAAGUGAUUUGCUUUGAAUUUCUCAAAUGCUUAGACUACAAUAGCCAAAUUAUGGAAAGAGCCCAAGUGUCCAUUGAUUUAUGAAUGGAUAAAGAAUAUGUGAUAUAUAUACACAAUGGAGCAUUACUCAGCAUUAAAAAAGAAUGAAAUCUUGCCAUUUGCAAUGACUUGGGUGGAGCUAGAGAGUAUUAUGCUAAGAAAAAUAAGUCAAUCAGAGAAAGACAAAUACCAUGAUUUCACUCAUACGUGGAAUUUAGGAAGCAAAACAAAUGAGCAGAGGGGAAAAAAAAAGAGAAAGAGAAAGAGAGAGACAAAGCAAGAAACAGACUCUUAGCUACAGAGACCAAACUGACGGUUACUAGAGGGGAGGUGGGUGUGGGCAUGGGUUAAAUAGGUGAUGGGUAUUAAGGAGGGCACUUGUCAUGAUGAGCACAGGGUGAUGUAUGGAAGUGAAUCACUAUAUUGUACACCUGAAACGAAUAUUACACUGUAUAUUAACUAACUGGAAUGUAAAUAAAAAUUUAAAAAAUUCUUAGACUGCUUUUACCAGAGAUUGACAUCAAUAAUCAUAAUAAAAUCCAAUCAUUAUAUUUUCUUAUAUGUAACAUAUUGUGUUACAUGUUCAUAUAUGAACCAUGUAAGCACAUACUAAAAUAUAAGCUUAAUGCAAUGAACAUUUGUACAGCAAUGUCACAGGUCUCAAUUGCUUUAAAAGAUCCAUGGUCUAACAAUUGCUUAGGAUCUAUAAAAAAAUUAAGAAAAAUGGUAUUUUUCAAAAAAUAAUGAAGAACACUGUUUUUGGUGAAUUCUGCAUCAGCAUAUUACAUUAAUUCCACUACCUUUAGGUUGGCUCGGUUUUCUGUAUCUUCUCUCUCCUGACUGAUUUUAAGUGUCUUAACUAUACAUCAUCAGUUGCUUUCCAUUCAACUCAAUUUAUCUUAUGUUCAUCUUUCUAAUUCUUUUAUUGGACAUGUGAAAUUAGGAAUCAAUUCUUACAUUAUUGGAUAGUACCUUGUUAACUAUGAGAAGAGGUGAAUUUUAGAAUGAAACAAUAGUUUCUAAUUUAUACUGAGUUUAUUUACUGUCUCCUUACUUAUUAAUAAGAAAAGGGGGUUGAGAAGCAUCCAUUAUGGGCAACAGAAAGAAAUAAAGCUUGCUUUCACUUCUUUAAUCAAUCACCCAGAGGGGCACCUGGGUGGCUCAGUCGGUUAAGCGGCCGACUUCAGCUCAGGUCAUGAUCUCGCGGUGGGUGAGUUCGAACCCCGCGUCGGGCUCUGUGCUGAUAGCUCAGAGCCUGGAGCCUGCUUCCGAUUCUGUGUCUCCCUCUCCCUGACCCUCCCCCGUUCAUACUCUGUCCUCUCUCUGUCUCAAAAAUAAAUAAACGUUAAAAAAAAAUUAAAAAAAAAAUUAAUCACCCAGACUUUUAUACCUUGGUUUCUCCAACUGAAAUGUGAUCAGUUGCCAUUUACUAGAUAAUGUUAAAAUUCACAGUUUUAAUAUGCGGUAGACUGGUGUUAACUGUGAUUAUUUAUCUGUGAGCUGCUUCAAAAUACAAACAGCAAAAGUUCUGAAUUUUAAAUAGUCUACAGGUAAAGUUUUCCUCUGAGGUUUCAGCUGCAAGUGACAUCUUCCAAAUGUAGAUGCUGUGUAUUUUUAAUGUGUAUUUUCCACUUGAGUCCAUCCUUUUGAGAAGAUAACAAAAUAAAUAGUUAGAAAAUAGAUCCAUGGUAGUUUCUAUUAGUUUAAAAAGCGAGUUGGAAACUUUUUUGUUUUCUUCUUCAAGUGAGAAGUUGUGGUAAAGGGAGAGAUAGACUAGGAGGUCAGAAGGCCCACUAAAUUUGAGAAUGUAUACCAGUCAGAAGGUAGGGCUCACUGCAUUAGAACAUAGAAUUAUAUGUCUAUGAUUUUUAUUUGAAAAAAAAUAAUGUGUGAAUUAUAGACUCAUGUCUAUGACUACCGGUUGCGUUCCUAGAGAAUCUACCAUGAGAUAGAAAAGACUCAUUUUCUAAAGUUUGGUACUGCCAUUAGUAAUUCCAAGAUCUAGUUAGAAAAAUUGAGUGCAAAGUUCCAAUUUAAUAAAAUCUGGUCCAUUUUAGGGACAGGGCUGUGGAUCCCGUUUUAUAUUUAUUGGGCUAAAAGAGACUAGGUUAUGUUUCUUUUAAAGUUUAUUUUAUUUCUGGUACCAGGAAUCAUUGGAAAUAAAAGAUACGUUUACUGUUCUUAAAACUCAGUUCCCAAGGUGCACCUGGGUGGCUCAGCUAUUAAGUGUUCGACUCUUAAUUUCAGCUCAGGUCAUGAUCUCACCAUUCAUAAUAUCGAGUCCUGUGUCAGGCUCUGUGUUGACAGCGUGGAGCCUGCUUGGUAUUUUCUCUCUUCCUCUCUGCCUCUUACCAACUUGUGCUCUCUCUCUUUCUCUUAAAUUAAAUAAACACACAAAAAAAAAUCUUUUAAAAAAUUGAGCUCCCAAAUUAUUAACGUUUUACAGUGAUAAAUAUUUUCAGCCAAGAGAUAUACGUUUUAAUAGUCCCUUGAAAUUGUAAAACUGUGUGUAGUGAUUAGCUGAAUGUCUUUGCAAUGGUAAUUUUAGAAGUGUAAGCUUCUACCCAAAACUCCAAUACAUGUACAGUGAAAUUUUCAUAUCUUUUUUUUUCUUUUUUUAACGUUUAUUUAUUUUUGAGACAGAGAGAGACAGAGCAUGAAUGGGGGAGGGUCAGAGAGAGGGAGACACAGAAUCUGAAACAGGCUCCGGGCUCUGAGCUGUCAGCACAGGGGCCCAAUGCGGGGCUCGAACUCACGGACCACGAGAUCAUGACCUGAGCCGAAGUCGGCGCUCAACCGACUGAGCCACCCAGGCGCCCUUGAAAUUUUCAUAUCUAAUUUUGCUAAAAAACCACAAAAUAUAAAGUUUAUUAUUUCUUUUAACUAACUAGGACUGAUCUUAAUUUUUACUUUACACUGGAGAUUUGUUAUAAAAUGUUCUCAUUGAACUAUAUUAGGUCAAAAUAAAUGGGUGGUAAUUGUCCCUGCUUAAUUGUAACAUAUUCCUUGAUAUGAAGACUUCCACAUGUACAACUUCAAAGGAAACAUAUAUUUGUUGAAAUAAGUAGAAAAGGCUGUGCUUUCAUUCUCUUAUACAAAUUUUACAACUGGAACAAUCUGAAAGGUUCUUCCAGAAGACACAUUCAGAACUCAGCUCUUUCAUUUCCAAUUUCAGGUGAAAAGAUUAAUUUUGCUAAGGGUCCAUUUUCUGUAAUCAUUCUUCAGUAAACUUCUUAACAUUCCUCUCUACAUUUUCUUGGCAAAUGCAUUGGCUUUUUUGUUUGUUUGUUUUGUUUUUGUUUUUUGUUUUUUUGUUUGGUUGGUUGGUUCACUACUAGCCCAAAGGAUAUUCAUGCUAUGUCAUUACUUUUAACCAAAAAAAUAAAAAAUAUUGUAAUAACUAAUGUUUAUUGAGGCAUAAUACACGCCUGGUAUUUUAUUAAUUGCUUUACCCUCAUUUGUUUGCCAAGAAAAAUUCUAUAGAGCACAGACUCUUAGUAUCUCCAUUUUACAUUUUAUAGGCAAGAAACUGUCUAUAAACUUUAGAAAAGUUUUCUAAACUUUAGAAAAGUUUGGUACCUGGCCUGUUGUAACACAUCUAGUGAGUGACAGACCCAGGAUUUGAAGCAGCUCUUACUGGCACCAUAGGCUAUGUUCAUAACCUUUUGCUCUUCUGGCUCUGAGUAUCAACUUGGUUUGUGUGUUUUGAAAAAUUAGUGAAGAAAAUAAUCUGAAUUUAUUUUCUGUCUUUUCUUUAGCCAUGAUUAAAAUGAAAACAAAAACAAAACCACGUGUAACAUACACUCAACAACACUUCACAACAUAGUAAGCUUAGCUGAACUCAUAACAUUGAAAUUAUUAUACAAAAUAAACACGCUCUUAAACAUCCAUGGGAAAGGAUUGUUCUCAUAGUACAUAUAAACAAAGAUCACCUCAUCGCUAAAGUGAGUGCCAGGAAAUAAAACACAACAAUAAAUCACAAAUGUCACUGUUCCAUUGUCCUUCGAUUUGGUAAUCAGAACAAGUUCUUACUGUUUGGAUCACAUUUCAGUGUGUUUGUCAGAGGACCCAUCAAUCAGUAUUUGAAACAAGUUAACAGGGCACCAUAAAAUCCAAACCACAUUUAUGGAGAGUAUGACUCAUUCACUCUCUCUGGUAAGUGAGUCCAAGGGAGCUUGGUUCUUCUGACCCAGCUGUCCCCAAACUUAGAAUGCCAGGUAACUGGAAAUGGAUUUUCCAUGUGAAAUCACACAUGCAUUUCCCUCUAGAAAAACCAGUGCUUUCUUGGUUCAUAUACACCUUCUUCCCAUAAUAAAAGUGGGACCUCUGGUAUACAUAUUUAAUUUUCCAAGAAAGGAGGACUUAUUGGGUUCAUUAAUAUUCUCGUAUACAGCAGGCAAAUCAGAUCUAUAGAGGCAGAUGAACCAUCAAAAAGUAUAAGCAUUGUCUUGAAUUCUUAUGGUUGUGUAAUCUUUUGCAUACAUACCCUAAGAAGGGGGGACAAAAUGUGGCACUAGAAAAGGAACCAAUCUGCCCAUUAUUAAGACCUGGAAUGAAAAGUAGGAUAGUAUCAGGAUACCCACAGAACCUGUCCGUCCCACUGGUUGACAUAGGCUCAAAGCUAGGGUUUCCUGGUGGUAUACUUGGGUAACUGUGUACUGUGAAUUUUUACUGGUAAUCAAUAAUUCAGAUAUUUCAUUAACUCAGAUGGUAUUAUCCCUCACGAAUUACAUUUCAUGGAUUUUGUUAUGUGUUAUAAGUUAUAAAAAAGAAAGGAGAGAAAUGAAUUAUUAUAUUUAUAAGAAAUUCACAGGUAGUAAAUCCUUUUAUAAAGGAGUUCCCACUGAUAUUUAAUUGUUUGCUUUCAGGGAUGGUAAAUAUGCAGAAGAUUUAAUACCAUAAAUUUGGAUUUUUUUUCAUAAUUAACAGAAAUAAAAAACUAAA
Messenger RNA from Panthera uncia (snow leopard), 10224 nucleotides. RefSeq names its product protein tyrosine phosphatase receptor type C (gene PTPRC). Gene Ontology annotation, biological process: positive regulation of peptidyl-tyrosine phosphorylation; protein dephosphorylation; T cell receptor signaling pathway. The record is from RefSeq and is a predicted model, not a curated record. The coding region runs from base 154 to 4044 and encodes 1296 amino acids. Lineage: Eukaryota; Metazoa; Chordata; Mammalia; Carnivora; Felidae. Gene Ontology annotation, molecular function: protein binding; protein tyrosine phosphatase activity. The transcript has 33 exons.